UCCAGCCCCUUCCCCAGGUCCUCGACGGGGAGGCAGCGCCAUGUUUCAAGGGCAGAGCGGUUGGUUUAGCGGUAGCGUCAGCCGAGAGCUGAGGCAGUUCUGGGGUAGGAAGAUGGGUGCAAGAGUGGCCGAAGGGGGAACAGUCAGCGACUCGCGGGCCGCAGACUUCUUGUUCAGCUGUGACGCCUCGCACCCAGACACCCUGAGAAUAUAUGAAAGCCUUGAUUACAUAGAAGAUAAUGCUACAAUUUUUCAUGCCUACUAUCUCUCUGCAGUAGCCAAUGCUGAAAUUAAAAACUCGGUGGCUUUAGGUCAUUUCAUUCUUCCUCCUUCAUGUCUACAAAAAGAAAUAAGAAGAAAAAUUGGUAGUUUUAUUUGGGAACAAGACCAGGAUUUUCUGAUAGAAAAGCCUGAGGAAAUAGCAUCAAAUAAAAUAAAAAUCAGUGAACUAGCAACAGAGAACAAAAAAGAAUUAUCCAAAAGCAUAGAAAAGAAUUUUAUAAGGACUCCAGUUGUAGAAAAGCAAAUGUACUUCCCUCUUCAGAAUUAUCCAGUGAACAACAUGGUAACAGGUUAUAUAUCAAUUGAUGCUAUGAAGAAAUUCCUUGGGGAGUUACAUGACUUCAUUCCUGGAAGCUCAGGAUAUUUGGCAUAUCAUGUUCAAGAUGAAAUUAACAUGUCUGCUAUAAAAAACAAAUUGAAGAGGAAGAUUUGAGUUAAAAUUCCUCUUGUAUACUGGGUAUUUAUUUUCUAUAAAAUAUUGCCAAAGAUGUGCAUAAUUUAAAUGCUGCCCUUUAGGUGUGAAGGAUGGGGAAAUGGGGAUGAGUUCUUCUCUUUCUCAACAUGUGUCUUUAGGAACUCCAGAAUCCUUUUGAUGCUGUGUUUGACAUUUGGAUUGAAUUUUUCCCCAGAUUAUGUAUGUUCACAAAUUGAAUUCACAGUUGUUAUGGAGUGGUUGUUAUUGAAACACACUUCUUCAUAAGAAGCUUGCGCUCUCUCUCUCUCUCUCUCUCUCUCUCUCUCUCUCUCUUUCUCUCAAACGUCCUUUUAAUUUUAACAUUUUAUUAUAUUUUUUUCUAGGUUCAAUACUGUGAAUGCUAAGUUUUAUGACUCUUAUUCUAAUUAUAUUGAUUUUUUGUGAACUAAUAUUUUAAUUCAUUCUUAUGUGUGAAUGGCUUCUGAUAAUAAAUAUAUCAAAAGUGCAUUAAUACAGGCUAUAAGUAUUACAUCAUCUGAGAUGAUCCUGCAAGGUACCUUAAAACCCUGUUAUGGAAAGUACUUGUAGACAACUUCAAGUCCAACUCCUUUACUAUUUUUUUUUUAAUGACAAAAUGAAGACCUUGAGAAGGGUGUCUUACCAGGGUGACUAAAUGUGGGGGAGGGGCUUUCUUAAUUUUCCAGGCUAGUGCUUCCCACUCUUCUGCAUGGCAUGUGCUGUAGCCUCUGUGUCAGGUAUUUCUGUGUUGUUUUGUUUUUUGAGACACAGUCACUCUGUAUUGCCCAGGCUAGCCUGGAACUUCUGGGCUCAAGUAAUCCUUCUGAAUCAGUCUUCCAAGUAACUGAGACUACAGGUAUGUACUACCACAUUAGCUUCUCUGUGUCUCUUAAGUAAAUAUUGAAAUGUAGUGAUAUCAAGAAUUUUUACUGACAGGAUCAUGCUACGACUCAAUUUUCAAGAUACAAAAUUCUAACACCACUAUUGGCAUCAAAUUUGAGAAUUUUUUUUCCCAUUUGGUAACGUUUCCUUAUUUAUAUUAACAUCUAUGGCUCAGUCCUUCUGAACUUGUAAAUUUAAAAUAACCACACUAAAUCUUCUUUUUCUAAAACAUAUUAAACAUUAUCUCUCCUGAACUAUCUUAA
Molecule: messenger RNA, 1860 nt
Organism: Ictidomys tridecemlineatus (thirteen-lined ground squirrel)
Lineage: Eukaryota; Metazoa; Chordata; Mammalia; Rodentia; Sciuridae
Source: RefSeq, a predicted model, not a curated record